Caenorhabditis sp. 36 PRJEB53466 is the source of this 3104-nucleotide messenger RNA. The record is from the annotation of a GenBank genome assembly. NCBI's taxonomy places the organism in Eukaryota, Metazoa, Nematoda, Chromadorea, Rhabditida, Rhabditidae.
AUGACGGAGAAAACGAAGAAGAACACGACGAAGACGAGAGCAACAAACAAGAAGUCGACGAUGAGAAAAAGUGCGUCGAAACGGAAGAAAGAGUCGAAGAAGCGAAUGAGGAAGAAGGGAAAGACGAGGAAUUCAACAGGCAAGCCAAAAGUUGGAACCCCUCCAUUUUCUCCUUAUCUGUGCGAGUUCAGAAAUCGCGAGUGCCGCCUCGUCGACGUGGUGAACCGUUCAAAACGCUGAUGAUCCACCGGAGGAAGCGUGCGGGAGUGCUGAAAGACGCGAAAAACGCGCGUCAACUCAAGAAGAUUGGAGGGAAUUAUGCGAACUUUCUGAAAUUGGAUCUCAAGGGCGAUCGAAUGGACACGCUCGCUUAGUGAGUCACAGGCACAAAACAGAGCUCUUCUGAAAGUAAAAUAAAGACAUUUUAGCAAAGUGAAAAUGCCGCCGACGUACUCGUCAACCCUGUUCGCACCGCCCGUCGCCGACAAUCAGGAAAAGGUGCACUACCUGUACAGAACGUACAAUUUCAUGGACACGAUCACCAAACACGAGAUGUACAUGCGCACCGCUCAACAGGCGCACGCCACUCCGAAACGAUAUUUGGCUCGCGACGAAGUGAAAUUGCCCGGCAUCUCGAUUUGUUUGAUGGCCGAGUUUCGGAGAAGACGCGAAAAACUGAAAUUGCCGAUGCGGAGACGAUGUCCCGAACACAACAACUUUGGCAUUCGGAUGCUCGAAUCGCCGCGCAUCCUCGUGGCCAAGUAUCAGGUUUGACACACAACACGUCCAUUACGUUCAGAAAACAAACAGAGAACUUUUAGAAGUUCGCCCAGCCGUUCUUUGGUCAGAUGAUCACGAAUAACAAGAAGACGGUGAAAGAGGCGAUGACGCGGGCAGUGCAGGCGCUGAGAGAUGUGGUUCAGAAGAGGGGAAAAGAGGCGAAGGGACGGAUAAAGGUGACGAAGAGAUCGGCAAACGGAUCGAGAAACAGAAGGAAUAGUUUAGAAGUUUCUGAGACGAAACAAGGCAUGGGUCAAGGAUCGGAUGGCGUGCCGACGGACUCCGCUCUUUGUCAAGUUUCCCAGAGACAGACUAUAGUAGGAUUUCCGAUCAUUAGCUCCCAAAAGAUAUUAGUGUUUGCAGCGCGAACGUGGUGAACCGUCAUCCGAAAAUGGUGUACCGCAGACGGGGCGAUCAGGAUCUGUUCAACGAGUUCAACUACCUUCCCUCGCACUUUUCGUUCUCGGUCCACGUGUGUCGAGUGAUCAGGCCGUUCAAGCUGAAAAGAGCGAAACUGGAGAAUUCGCAGUUGAAAAAGGUUUAGUCCGCAUCCGAUUGCGUCGGGGUUGGAGUACUUUGGGUCCAAGCCUCAGCUGGAUCGGUUGAUCUGAAAAAAAAACCGUGUUUUUGCAUAAACCCGGGCUUCUCGGGCUCAAAAAGGUAUACUUAGGGACCAGAUAAUUCGAUCGGUCUGAAACUUGGACCCAAUAUACUUCAAUCCAAGUUCAAGAAAUCUGCAAAAGCCCAGCCUUGUUCUAGUGACAAAAGUUUAGUCCUCUUCAAUCGGCCCGUCGAUGAUCCGUGUUCGAGUGAGCCGCUACUCUCACUUUCCCGCACUCUCGGUCGUCAACUGUGAGUAUUUCGGACAUUGGUUCUUCGAGUAGUUCCUCAUUUUUCAGUCAACAAGAACCAUGAACCACAAACGGCGCUGCCUCCGAUUCCGACUCGGGCUCCGUCGAUCGGAGCCGACAGCGCCUUCUCGAGCGACAGCAAUGCGUCGGCGGCAACCGACACGCCGUUGGACUGGCAAGUGGACUGGAAGUUUACGGACAAGCAGAAGGAGCAUCGAAUGAACAAUAUCGGAGACUAUACGCACAUGACGCUGCAAAAAGCGGCGGAGAAUCAUUUGAGAAUGAGGAAGUGGGCGGAGGGAAUUCGGAGGAAACACGCUUUGUUCAAAGCGAACGAGAGACCCGAGCUGGCGGUCAUUGGAGAUGUGAGUCGUGUCGGCGAGAAUUAUGAGAGCCCACAAUUACAGCUGGAAAAAAUGCACCCGCCGUUGUUGUACUGUAAACUGAGGAGUAUGGAGUUGAACACGUGCAGAAACAACAAGAGACCGGACCCGGCGAUUGCGUUCCUCUGCAAGAAACGUGCCGAAUAUCUCGAGAAGACGUUGCCGUGCAAGAACGAUCCGCGAGUGCUUCUGUCGAAGGGAUGGAAGACGUUCUCGCUGAGAGAGGACCCCGUCAAGUACAAUGUUUUGUCGAGAAUUGUGAGGGAGUUCGUGCUGCGCACGGCCUCCAGAGCUGACAAUAUGGGCGUGGCCUCGGCCAAAUGGCGUUUUCAUGAAUUGAGCAGGUUUUCUCUGAUUUUUGUGGUCAACGGCGAUGAAAAAUGAUUGUUCGACAUGAAAACACACUAAUUCUCAGAAUUAAUGACGUUUUGGCGCAUGCAUUUUUCGCGGACUUUGCUUUUUCGCCUUCGCCGCCGAUCGCCGCCUUAAAACCGCACUUCUCAUUUUGCGCUUUCUUGACCGUUUUCAGACAGAAUUGGUUUUGAGAAUGAAAUAAAUCACGUAAAUACAAGCAUUUUGAGCGCUCGAAUCGCGAAAAUUACCGGAAAGCAACUGAAAUUCACGCAGUUUUAGCCAAAAACCUUCAAACGGAUAAAUGUGAUUUGCGACUUGACCAAAUUUAACGCUCUUGCGCUUAAGCAAUUCGUAAUAGCCUAUACAAUCGGUCUAUUGAGAGACAAAUGAGAAAUUAUCGGUUUUUUGUGGCUAAUCUGGCAAAAAACACAAAUUUUGCUGUUAAAAUUUGAAUUUCGCGCCAAUGUAUCGCUCUAUUGGGCGGGGCGCACUUGCGCCCAUUGUCAGCUCUGGAGACCGUGUGCUGUUUAGAAUAUAUAUUUCAUGUUGAUUUCAGUUGAAGCAGAAGAGCGCGUGGGUGGCGAAGAAUUGUAUGUCGAGAAGCGCGACGGUUGCGAGAUGCGACAAGCAGCCGAUGAGCACAGAGCGAAGUCACAAUCAGACGUUUAUGGUGCUCAUGCUCUUUCUCACUGUCAUUCUCGGAUUUUUCACGAUGGCCAUGAUCGGACUCGUGUGA